Oncorhynchus keta (chum salmon) is the source of this 708-nucleotide messenger RNA. Its product is annotated as hsp70-binding protein 1-like. NCBI's taxonomy places the organism in Eukaryota, Metazoa, Chordata, Actinopteri, Salmoniformes, Salmonidae. The record is from RefSeq and is a predicted model, not a curated record.
UCUGGUCUGUCUGUGUGUCAGACCUGAUGACCCUGGGUGGGUUGGAUCUGUGUAUGUCGCAGUGCUUGAACCAUCCUCAGGGCAGCGUGAGGUGGCGUGGUGCCCAGCUCAUCGCCUCCUGUGCCCAGAACAUGCCCCAAGUGCAGUGCCACUUACUCAGCAAGGGGGCGCUACCCAAACUGCUACAGCUGACCGACUCAGAUCCCCACCCCACCGUUCGAGUGAAGGCCCUCUACGCUGUCUCCUGUCUGGUGCGGGAGCAGGAAGUAGGUCUCCGGGCCUUCCUCUCUCACGAUGGCUUCUCUGUGCUGAUGAGAGGCAUGCAGUCUGACAACGAGAAACUGAGGACCAAGUCGUCUUUCUUACUCCUCAACCUGCUCACAGUCCACCCAGAGCAUAAAGAUACAGUUCUCUCCAUGGGUAUGGUGCAACAGCUGGUGUCCGUUCUACGCACGCCUCACUCCUCCUUCCACGAGCACGUGCUCGGCGCCCUCUGCUGCCUGGUGGAGAGUCCUCUGAGUCGAGGACUGAGCCCCACCUUGGGGCUGGAGGAGAUGCUCAGCCAGCGGGCUGAAGAUCUGCAGGGGAGAGAGGAGUGUCAGGAAGAGUUGGAGUUCUGCAAGCGCUUGCGUUCUGCUUGUUUCUGCAGACGGCAACCUGACGACAGUGGAAUGGAUCGCUGAAAUCCAACUGGUCCUCCACUUCUCC